Messenger RNA from Trypanosoma brucei brucei TREU927, 1695 nucleotides. RefSeq lists its product as hypothetical. Gene Ontology annotation, molecular function: metal ion transmembrane transporter activity. The coding region runs from base 1 to 1695 and encodes 564 amino acids. Gene Ontology annotation, cellular component: membrane. The record is from RefSeq and is a predicted model, not a curated record. Gene Ontology annotation, biological process: transmembrane transport; metal ion transport. The transcript has a single exon. Lineage: Eukaryota; Euglenozoa; Kinetoplastea; Trypanosomatida; Trypanosomatidae.
AUGAUACCGAAUGGCGGGGAAGCUGCAGGUGCAUCACGCGAGCACACGCAGGGGCAGAACGCAGGCAGUUGCGCCCUCAACGUAGGAACAAAUGGGAAGUGGGAGCCUUACGGGUACAAUUACAGGGAAAGGGAGCAAUCACAUUUGAACAGUUCGAGGGGAGCACCGCUGCAGGUACGGGUCGUUGUGCAACUCCCCAACGGCACCGUGCGCGAGUGGAAAGAUUUUGCGCAGUUGCAGGCACUACCCCAAAUUCUCCGUGAGGUGUAUACCACCACACCAGACCAAGGUCGUAGUUCGGCGGGAUCCCUCUCACCGUUAAAAUUCUUCUGGAUAGAUAUGAGCGGCAUGCCGCAGCGGGAAGAUCUGAGUGCCCUAUUCGAGCUCCUUCACGUGUGCAAACAUACGGAGCGAAGGUGGCGAGCUAUGGCAGCAGCGCCUCCCGGGGUCGGGUUAGGCGGGUUUCCGCUAAAUAAUGGCACCUGCGAAGAAGGGGCGGAGCGGUCUCACUAUGACGAAGAUGAUUAUUACGACAAUGCAACGGAGCUCGACUACUUACGGGCCUUCGUUGCGGAGCAGUAUGUUCAGAUUAGCCUUACGGUUCUUGAAUCACCAAACGUGACGGUGUAUGGAUUACCAAUGGAAAAGGACACUGAAAGGGAAAUGGGCACUGAGAAGCACCAACGGCAGCGAGAGGGCUCGCGGCCGAACCUUCUCGACGCGUGUGAGUCAGGAACCCUGGCUUCUGUGCAAGUGUUGUGCUUCGUCAAUGGAGUCGUCACCUGGCGGCCACAGCCGGCGGUGGAAGGGUGGGAAUACAUUCCCCACGGUCUCGAACGUAGACUGAGUAACAGCACCAACAUUGGUGAUGGCAGAGCAGUUGGUGACGGCAACGAGGGACCGCGCGGAGCACUAACCACGUCUCUGCUUGUACUCACCAUUCUCGACGAACUUUAUAUGGCUUUCCUUCCAGAUACGACAAUAGUGCUCAGCGAGGUGGAUACAAUCGACUCUAUGUUGCCACUUGUCCGACAGCGAAUGUCAGACCAGGCGGACAUAUUGAGGCGCAUUCAAAUGUUGCGUCGGAGUUUGUCGGUACAUCGGCGCGUGCUGAUGAGCAAGGUUAGUGUGCUUGAGCUCUUGAGCAGACCCACUGUGCGCGUACUCUUACCCUUCAUGAAUCCAAUCACGGACGCCGUCAAUGAAAAAGAACGGGAGCAUUGUCGCGAGCCAUUUGACCCCCGCGUGUAUCAACCGAGACACCGCCACGGAGAAUUGCACUACGACCAGUCUGAAGCAAUGGCAAGGCGCGCCCCUUCAUCAGGGCAACAGAGCGACACCUACGCAGAUAUCGCCUGUCGCAUUCUGCACGUCCUUUCUAAGCUCGAGGACGCGCGCAGGAUUCUCACAAACUCUAUCAUCAUCCACUCCUCGGGUGUUGCGGCGGUGAACAACUACAACAGCAAUCAGUCUGAUACCCUCAGCAUUACGCUGGGCUACGUUGCUUUGAUGUCCCUGCCCCCAACUAUCGUAGCUUCGCAAUGGGGAAUGAACGUUUACGUCCCGUGGGUGGAUACGAAUUCUACCGUGCCCUUCUGGGGUAUUGUAGGUGCGGUGACGGCAUACGCGGCCCUCGUGCUCUCCUAUCCAAUAUUCUGUUGGAUCAGGGGCAGACCGGACAAACUAGUCUUUUAG